Messenger RNA from Sorex fumeus (smoky shrew), 6690 nucleotides. It is a transcript of the gene PRDM2, whose product is annotated as PR/SET domain 2. Lineage: Eukaryota; Metazoa; Chordata; Mammalia; Eulipotyphla; Soricidae. Gene Ontology annotation, biological process: regulation of transcription by RNA polymerase II. Bases 144 to 5147 code for a protein of 1667 amino acids. The transcript is spliced from 9 exons. Gene Ontology annotation, cellular component: nucleus. Gene Ontology annotation, molecular function: DNA-binding transcription factor activity, RNA polymerase II-specific; histone methyltransferase activity; RNA polymerase II transcription regulatory region sequence-specific DNA binding. The record is from RefSeq and is a predicted model, not a curated record.
GCCGCGGGCGCCGGGGCGGACGGAGCGGCGGCGGCGGCGGCUCUCGGCGCUCUAAGCGGCGCGGCGCGGCGGGCACAGGGCUCAUGUAAUCAAAGAAGUUUCUUUGUUGUGUGUAUCUUUUCAGAACACAACAGGAAUUGAAAAUGAAUCAGAACACUGCUGAACCUGUGUCAGCCCCUGAAACCCUGGCUGAGGUACCUGAACAUGUGCUUCGAGGACUCCCAGAGGAAGUAAGGCUUUUCCCAUCUGCUGUUGACAAGACUCGUAUUGGUGUCUGGGCCACUAAACCAAUUGUAAAAGGCAAAAAGUUUGGGCCAUUUGUUGGUGAUAAGAAAAAAAGAUCUCAGGUUAAGAAUAAUGUUUACAUGUGGGAGGUAUAUUACCCAAAUUUGGGAUGGAUGUGCAUUGAUGCCACUGAUCCAGAGAAGGGGAACUGGCUGCGAUAUGUGAACUGGGCUUGCUCAGGAGAAGAACAAAAUCUGUUUCCACUGGAAAUCAACAGGGCCAUUUACUAUAAAACUUUAAAGCCAAUCGCGCCGGGCGAGGAGCUCUUGGUCUGGUACAAUGGGGAAGACAACCCCGAGAUAGCAGCUGCGAUUGAGGAAGAGCGAGCCAGCGCCCGGAGCAAGCGGAGCUCGCCUAAAAGCCGGAAAGGGAAGAGAAAAUCCCAGGAAAACAAAAACAAAGUAAACAAAACGGAAGACAUAGAGCUGAAGGCAAGUGAGCCAUAUUCUACCUCUGCGAAUAUGAGAGAUUCUGCAGAAGGUCCAAAAGAGGAGGAGGAAAAGCCUGCAGCUUCAGCAGCUGGGCAAAUAGCAGUUCCUCAGGAGGUGGUUAAUCAGGAUGUGCUUCCAGAGCCAGUAAUCCCUCCCCCAGCCAGUGAACCACAGACAGAACCAGACGAGAAGCUUGAAGCCACAAACUCUGAGGUGAAUGAUUUGGAGGAAGAAGAAGAGGAAGAGGAGGAGGAAGAAGAUGAAUUGGAAGAAGAGGGGGAAGAAGAAGCAGAUACACCAAAUGACAGUUCUGUGAAAGAGCCAGAAAUACGGUGCGAUGAGAAACUAGAAGACCUACUAGAAGAACCAAAAAUUAUUUCAAACGAAACUCUUGAAGACUCUUCAGAAGUACCACCAGCUAUCAAAAUUCCCAAAACUAAAGAAGAGGCUAAUGGUGAUGUAUUUGAAACAUUUAUGUUUCCAUGUCAACAUUGUGAAAGAAAAUUUACAACCAAACAGGGACUAGAACGCCACAUGCAUAUCCAUAUAUCUACCGUCAAUCAUGCUUUUAAAUGCAAGUACUGUGGGAAAGCAUUUGGCACACAAAUUAACCGGAGGAGGCAUGAGCGUCGUCAUGAAGCAGGCCUAAAGCGAAAGCCCAGCCUAACACUACAGUCAUCAGAAGACCCAGCUGAUGGCAAAGUAUCUGGAGACAGUGGUACUCCAAAAAGUGAUUCAAAUCCUAAUCUUGGGCAAGACUGUCUGAUCUUGAAUUCAGAGAAAGCAUCCCAAGACACAGUAAAUUCUUCUGUUGUAGAAGAGAAUGGAGAAGUUAAAGAGCUUCAUCCAUGCAAAUACUGUAAAAAGGUGUUUGGGACUCAUACUAAUAUGAGACGGCAUCAGCGUCGAGUUCAUGAGCGUCACCUGAUUCCCAAAGGCGUAAGACGAAAAGGAGGCCUCCUGGAAGAGCCACAGCCUCCUGUGGAACAGGCCCAGCCUUCCCAAAAUGUCUAUGUACCGAGCACAGAACCAGAGGAGGAAGGGGAGGCAGAUGAUGUGUAUAUCAUGGAUAUUUCUAGCAAUAUCUCUGAAAACUUAAAUUACUAUAUUGAUGGUAAAAUUCAGACUAGCAGCAGCACUAGUAACUGUGAUGUGAUUGAGAUGGAAUCCAACUCCGCAGACCUUUAUGGUAUCAAUUGCCUACUUACCCCAGUGACUGUGGAAAUUACUCCAGGUAUAAAGACCACACAAGUUCCUAUAGCAGACGACCCUUCUAAAGAGCCUUCCAGUAGCACAAACAAUGAGUCCAAAAAAAGGAGAACUGCUAGUCCUCCGGUAUUACCCCAAAUUAAAGCUGAAGCAGAGUCUGAUCCUGUAACACCCUCUUGCUCCAUAAGUCUUCCUCUUAGCAUAACAACAACGGAGGCAGUAUCUUUCCACAAAGAGAAAAGUGUGUAUCUGUCGUCAAAGCUCAAACAGCUUCUUCAAACCCAGGAUAAGCUAACUCCUCCUGCAGGAAUUUCAGCAACGGAAAUGCCUAAGUUAGGUCCUGUAUGUGUGUCAGCACCUGCAUCCAUGCUGCCUGUGACCUCCAGUAGGUUUAAACGACGUACCAGCUCUCCUCCCAGUUCUCCACAGCAUAGUCCUGCCCUUCGGGACUUUGGAAAGCAAAAUGAUGGUAAAGCAGUGUGGACUGAGGCAGUUCUGAGUUCCAAAAAACCCAAGUUAGAAAGUCAUAGCAGUUCACCGGCAUGGAGUUUGUCUGGGAGAGAGGAGAGAGAAACUGUGAGCCCACCAUGCUUUGAUGAAUAUAAAGUGUCUAAAGAGUGGGCAGCCAGUUCUACUUUUAGCAAUGUCUGCAACCAACAGCCCCUGGAUUUAUCCAGUGGUGUAAAACAGAAGGCUGAGGGUGCAGGCAAGACUCCCGUCCAAUGGGAAUCUGUAUUGGAUCUCAGUGUGCAUAAAAAACCUUGUAGCGAUUCUGAAGGAAAGGAAUUUAAAGAAAAUCAUUUGGUUCAGCCACCCUGCAGUGCUGUAAAGAAAAAGAAACCAACCACCUGCAUGCUGCAGAAGGUUCUUCUCAACGAAUAUAAUGGCAUUGACUUACCUGUAGAAAAUACUCCGGAUGUGACUAGGAGCCCGAGUCCUUGUAAAUCAUUAGAUCCACAACCAGAGUCUGCUGUUGGUGUUGACACUACUUUACCUGCCCCUACUGUUCCAUCCCCGCCCGAUGUUUCUCCUUCAUCAACUACUUUGCAGACACCUUCCCUCUCUUCUGGGCAGCUGCCUCCUCUCUUGAUCCCAACAAAUCCCUCCUCCCCACCUCCCUGCCCUCCAGUAUUAACUGUUGCCACACCACCUCCACCUCUCCUCCCUACUGUACCUCUACCUGCUUCCUCUUCUAGUGCCUCUCCUCAACCGUGCCCCUCACCUCUUUCAAAUGCCACUGCACAAUCUCCACUUCCAAUUCUCUCCCCUACAGUGUCUCCCUCGCCAUCUCCCAUUCCUUCUGUGGAACCACUGUUGUCUGCUACUUCACCAGGGCCUCCCACACUUUCUUCAUCAUCCUCUUCUUCCUCUUCUUCAUUUUCUUCUUCCUCUUCCCCUUCACCACCCCCUCUCUCAGCAGUGUCAUCUGUUGUUUCCUCUGGGGAUAAUCUAGAAGCUUCUCUCCCCGUGAUAUCUUUCAAACAGGAAGAGUUGGAGAAUGAAGAUCUGAAACCCAGGGAAGAACCUCAGCCUGCAGCUGAACAAGACAUUGUUCAGGAAACGUUCAACAAAAACUUUGUCUGCAACGUCUGCGAAUCACCUUUUCUUUCCAUUAAAGAUCUAACCAAACAUUUAUCAGUUCAUGCUGAAGAAUGGCCCUUCAAAUGUGAAUUCUGUGUGCAGCUCUUUAAGGCAAAAACUGCUCUGUCAGAACAUCGCUUUUUGCUUCACGGAGUUGGGAAUAUAUUUGUGUGUUCAGUUUGUAAAAAAGAAUUUGCAUUUUUGUGCAAUUUGCAGCAGCACCAACGAGAUCUCCAUCCGGACAAGGUAUGCACACAUCACGAGUUUGAAAGUGGCACCCUGAGGCCCCAGAACUUCACAGAUCCCAGCAAAGCCCACGUAGAGCAUAUGCAGAGUUUGCCAGAAGAUCCUUUAGAAGCAUCUAAGGAAGAAGAGGACUUAAAUGAUUCUUCCGAAGAGCUUUAUACAACCAUAAAAAUAAUGGCUUCUGGAAUAAAGACAAAAGAUCCAGAUGUCCGUUUGGGUCUCAAUCAACAUUACCCAAGCUUUAAACCACCUCCAUUUCAGUACCAUCACCGAAACCCCAUGGGUAUUGGUGUGACCGCCACAAAUUUCACUACCCAUAAUAUUCCACAGACUUUUACUACUGCCAUUCGCUGCACUAAGUGUGGAAAAGGUGUGGACAACAUGCCAGAAUUACACAAACACAUCCUGGCGUGUGCUUCUGCUAGUGAUAAGAAGAGGUACACCCCUAAGAAAAACCCUGUACCAUUGAAACAAACAGUGCAACCCAAAAAUGGUGUGGUGGUUUUAGAUAACUCUGGGAAAAAUGCCUUCCGGCGGAUGGGGCAACCCAAGAGACUGAACUUUAGUGUCGAGCUCAGCAAAAUGUCAUCAAAUAAGCUCAAAUUAAAUGCGUUGAAGAAAAAAAAUCAGCUUGUACAGAAGGCAAUCCUUCAAAAAAACAAAUCUGCAAAGCAGAAGGCGGACUUAAAAAAUGCGUCUUCGACGUCCUCGCACAUCUGCCCUUAUUGCAAUAGAGAGUUCACGUACAUCGGCAGUCUGAAUAAACAUGCCGCCUUCAGCUGUCCCCAAAAACCUCUGUCUCCUUCCAAAAAAAAAGUUGCUCAUUCAUCCAAGAAAGGUGGACACUCCUCAUCUGCAAGUAAUGACAAAAAUAAUAGCAACAGCCACCGCAGGAGGACUGCAGAUGCAGAAAUUAAAAUGCAGAGCAUGCAGGCUCCUUUGGGCAAGACCAGAGCCCGAAGCUCAGGCCCCACACAAGUCCCACUGCCUUCCUCAUCCUUCAGGUCCAAGCAAAAUGUUAAAUUUGCAGCUUCGGUUAAGUCCAAAAAGCCAAGCUCCUCCCUAAGGAACUCAAGCCCAAUAAGAAUGGCCAAAAUAACUCACGUUGAGGGGAAAAAACCCAAAGCUGUGGCUAAGAAUCAUUCUGCUCAGCUCUCAAGCAAGACAUCACGGAGUCUGCACGUGAGGGUGCAGAAAAGCAAAGCUGUCUUACAAAGCAAAUCCACUUUGGCCAGUAAGAAAAGAACAGACCGGUUCAAUGUAAAAUCUAGAGAGCGGAGUGGGGGGCCAAUCACCCGAAGCUUACAGCUGGCAGCUGCUACCGACUCAAGUGAGAACAGGAGGGAGGAUGGCAGUGGCAGGCAAGAGCUGAAGGACUUCAGGAACUUGCUGUAGAAAAAGCCCCCCAAACAAACAAAAAACCUUAAUUGACUAAGUACAGAUCUUGCAUGCUCAACUUAGAAUAAGCACUACGGCAAAGGAUUCGAAAUCUAUCAAGCUUGCAAGACAAGUUGAAGCUGACUCAAAAUCCUAACAUACAGCUGAUUUCCGGCAGGCUUCUUGUUGCCCUGGUUAGAGUCAGGCAUCUGCUUCUUCGUUGGUGCCCAGCAGGCGAGCUGGGCUCCCAGGUGAUUGAGAUCCAAAGAGGAGGGCGCUGUAAGACGGGUCAGAUGAACUGGCUUGUCAUCACGGGACUGGUAACUCAGAUCCGAGUGUGGCCUUUGUUUUUGGCACAUAGCAGAGAAAGGAAUGAUUUGAACUUAACCUUGCAAAGCAAGUUCUCUGUUUUACUGAUAGUUUGUUGUAGGUUUCAGGGAUGACAAAUUUUGAUGCACUCAUUUUAAAAUGUUUUGGUCACACACCAGCUCUUGAUGCCUUUCUUUUCAAUGAAUUGGGGUGGGGGUGGGGGAGGCAUUUAGUUGUUUUUUAUAUCACAAGCAGAUUGCCAGCAUAAUGGAGAGGAAACCAGAUUGGAUAUAGACUUUUUUUUUUAAUACCUCUUCCAGUGUCAUGUUUAUAUAUCCAAAUGGACAUUAUCCUCUCAGAUCAUUAUCUGGCACUAAUUAAUAAUUAUAUUAUCAGAGACUAUGUAGCAAUAUCAUUGCCCCCAAUACAUGACAGUCUGUAUAGAUGUAUGUCUACACAUAAAUAUAAAUGAAUUUACAUAUCAGGUUUUACACUUAAGUCUCUAAUAGAGAUUAAAAAAUGAUGACAAGUAGAAAUGACAAAGUGACCUCUUCUGAUUAUAAAAGUUACCAUUUCUCCAUGCAUUUAUAGGCCUUUCUAAUUAAUGACUGAGCUGGUGGAAAACAGCUAGGUUUUAUUUGUGUUUUUUUUUUGUUUUGUUUUGUUCUCAACUUUAAAAGUAAUCUACCUCUUAAAAUUUGUAGUUUAAUACUUGUUUGGUGAAUUUGUGCCACUUUAACCCUUUCACUAUCAUUCCCAUUUUGUUACAUUUCUGUUAUGGGGACUUUAUGUUGAAAUAUUGUAUAAAGCAUUUGUAGCAGUUUAAAAAUAAAAUAUUUAAAAUUAUUUAAAUUGUUUUGGACGCUUCAAUUGUAUUGUAUGUGAUUUGCAUCUUAUAUUUUUGUUUGAGUUGUUAAUCUGGAGAGUGUUCUUGUAUUGAAGUUUGCUGUUAGUUAUUUUAUUGUUUCUUGUUGGAGAGUGAUAUAAAAGACUUCUAAUGAAAACAUUAAAAUUUACAAUUUGACUGCAAAAGGGGUUGUCCUUUGAUUUUAACCAAUGUAGCCUUGAGAGAGAGGUGAUUUACAGAUACGCAACAAUGGUGUUUGUUAUUUUCCCCCUUCCAGCAUGAAAUAAAUAAUUUGAGCUUGUCAGAUGUAUAAUUUUUUUUAAUGCUGUUGCUAGCAGGCACUUAAUAACUAGGGGAAUUCGAUUGAUACAUUUUAUAUUAAUUGUAACCAAUAAAAAAAACCUU